This is a messenger RNA of Fundulus heteroclitus (mummichog), 6878 nucleotides long. RefSeq names its product ceramide kinase. Gene Ontology annotation, molecular function: kinase activity. Bases 217 to 1929 code for a protein of 570 amino acids. The record is from RefSeq and is a predicted model, not a curated record. Lineage: Eukaryota; Metazoa; Chordata; Actinopteri; Cyprinodontiformes; Fundulidae. The transcript is spliced from 14 exons.
CUCCUCCCACAUCCUGUGGGAAACCGCUAUGUGUCGGUAAAAACAAAAGCCAUCCCGAGCAGGAAUCCGCUACACGGAACUAGACGGCAGCUACAGAGCAAGCGGCUGAUUAGUCUAGGUUUGGACUAAAAGACAUGAUCGGACGGACGUGACGAGCACGGGACUGCUGCUGCCUCCAGAACCGGCUGAAGGACGGAGCGGAACCGCCAGACUCCCAUGGACAGGCCCGGCAGGCUGCUGCUGCUCUCCGAACUCCGCGUCAGGAACGCGGCGUGCGACGUGAGCCUGAGCCGGUGUCUGCUGACAUGGAAGAGACGGGCCUCCAGUCCGGUGUACCGGCCAUUCAGACCCAGGUUUUGUGUUCCUUUGUUUCAUCGUCGACCACUUUCAGGCAUGAGUCACAGUGUGCCUUUGUCAGAGAUCAUCUCGGUCAGAGAGGAGGACGAGGAGGAGGAGAACGGCAGCGGACGGAAAGAUGAUGGCAGCUGGAAGAAGAUCAAAGAUGGAGACAGGCUGGACGGCAGGCUGGCCUUCACUGUGUCAUACGUGGAGAGGUGUCAACAGCACCGCUGGCGGUGCGCUGAGGUUACCUUCACGUGUCCAGAGAGGGCGCUCUGUCGGAGCUGGGUCAGCAGCAUCAGAGAGCAGCUAGCCAGUAUCUCCAGCAGACCUAGAAGCCUGCUGGUCUACAUCAACCCGUACGGUGGGAAGCGUCAGGGCAAACGCAUCUACGAACGCAAGGUGGCGCCGCUGUUUGCUCAGGCCGGGAUCUCUACCCAAGUCAUCGUCACCGACUAUGCCAAUCAUGCGAGGGAUCACCUGAGGACUGCUGCCGAGCUCAGCAAGUUUGAUGGUGUGGUUUGUGUGGGAGGAGACGGCAUGUUCAGCGAGAUCAUCCACGGUCUGGUUUGGAGGACACAGAUCGAAUGCGGCGUAGAUCCCAACUGUCCAGACGAAGCCCUGUCUCCCUGCUCGCUCCGCAUUGGAAUCAUCCCUGCAGGUUCAACGGACUGCAUCUGCUUCGCCACAGUUGGAACCAACGACCCAAUCACAUCUGCGCUGCACAUCAUCGUGGGAGACUCUCAGCCAAUGGAUGUCUGCUCAGUUCAUCACAACAACAUGUUCCUGCGAUACUCCGUCUCUCUGCUGGGAUACGGUUUCUACGGCGACGUGCUAACGGACAGUGAGAGGAAGAGAUGGCUGGGACUGGCCAGAUAUGACAUAUCAGGUGUGAAAAUGUUCCUGACUCACCAUUACUAUGAGGGCACAGUGUCCUACCUGCCAGCCAGAGGUAUGAUCGGAACUCCACGAGAUGCUGGCAGAUGUCGAUCUGGCUGUGUAGUUUGUCAGCACAAUGGACAGAUUCAGUCAGACAGAGCCGAGAAGUAUGAGACGGAAAAGGCUUCAGACUGUGAGGAUGAUGGAGAGUGGAAGACGAUCCGAGGAAAAUUCUUAGCUAUAAACGCCGCCAGCAUGAGCUGCGCUUGUCCUCGCAGCCCCAAAGGACUCUCGCCUGCUGCUCAUCUGGCUGACGGCACCACAGACCUCAUCCUUGUCAGGAAAUGUUCGCGUUUCAACUUCCUGAGACAUCUCCUGCGACACACCAACAAAGAAGACCAGUUCGACCUUGGCUUUGUUGAGGUCCACCGAGUGGUGCGCUUCCGCUUUACCCCUCGUUACUGCCAGAGCGACUCCGACCUGGAGCUGGAGCUGCUGGAGAACGGCAAACGGCAGAUCUUCAGCCAGAUCUGCCGGGACCACCCGGCUUGUGGCUGCGCGCCCGCCUACAGCAGCUGGAACUGCGACGGUGAGAUCCUGACCCACACGGCCAUCGACGUCAGAGUGCACUGCCGCUUGAUCAAGCUGUUCGCACGAGGGAUCGAAGAGCCUCAAGUGUUCGAGGACCUCGCCAACCCCAGUGCAAUAUAAAGCCGUCUCCCCUUGCCGCCAUGGUUUCCUCAUCAGACACUGGAGCAGUUCCCAGCCCCUGUCUUUAGGACCUUUCCAGAUGAGUUCUGCUGUUUUUCCACGGAUAUUAGCUGCACUUUGCUUACUAGGUUACAAGGUAGAAACAUCUGCAAAAACAUGCGAUUUCAGAAAUGUUAAACUUGGGUCCAUGUUUUUAACUGGACACAUUACAGGACCGGGUACGGACCGCCCAGCAAGCUCCUGUCUGGGUUCUCUCCGUUGUGUUCUGCAAACUACAGAAAAGGCUUUCUUCAUAGAAAACUUGGAAAUGGUGUUUGUGCUCCCAUAUGGGUGUUAUGUUGUAUGACACAGUCAGUUUCAUUACUUCCUAGGAUAAAGGUCAACAUCAGAUAAGCCUGAAUUGGCCUGCGUUACGUCAGAACGCGAGACACGGCCCAUUUGACCCAGAAGUCGAGACACCAGUCCACUAAAUUGGAGAAUGUACUGUACACUGAAUAAUUCAGCUGGUGAUGUGAUAUUACCUCAUAAGGAGGCAACUAGCUGUGGUCGUGGAAAUGAUCCAAAUCCACGGCGGUGAUCACAUCAUGAAAACGGCUGUUCCUGCGUUGGAGACGCUGUAAAAGGCUGCCGUUCUGGUUAAUGGACCGCAGGGCCGGUCAUGCCUAUCUGUGUCCGUCUGGACCUCAAGGGCAAGCAUGAAAUCAUACUCCUAUUAUUUGUAGCAUAGCUGAAUGGCCACACUGCUCACAGAUUUAGUUUUCACUGCAGCGUCAGAGGGGGGGGCGAUAACGCUCUGGUUGUAUGCUGUCUGCUUCGACGAGUAGAAGAAGAACCAAGCUGGCAGAAUAAGGUGAUUUCUCACCAGAAUAUCCAUGUAGUGUUGUAUCCUUGUUGUCUGUAGCAGAUAAAUUACCCACACUGAUCAGCAGUUAUCGGAACAGUCAUGUAUUUGAAGUGUUGGAGGCAGCCAGAGAACCAGGAGAAAAGCCACCAAUGCACAGAGAGAACACGCCGACUUCCUGCAGAAAGACCGUUUUUCACAAAUGAAUUUUCACUAAUUAUGUUGAUUAUUGCAUUUAUUUACACAAAAAAGCAUGACAGAUUUUCUUCUCAUAAUAAACACUUCCAACACUUUCCAGAACUUUCUGAGACAGUUGUGUUUUGAACGGAGGUUUAGAGCUAAAGCUUUUGUAGCACGAAAAUGAAGUAGUGUUUUUUUUUUUGUUUUCAAUAAUCCUUCUGUGGCUUGUUGCAUACUCGAAGGAUCUGACAUUAGGACAAAGCUUUAUUCUCCAGAGGACAUGUGACGAUCAAGGCCCAUGGGACGCAUCUGGCCGGCAGUGCAGUUGUGACUGGCCUGCGAGAUAAUGUCAUACAUUUACCAUUAAUGGCUGGUCAGGGGGUUAUAGGCCCCUCACAUCAAUCACACUACGUAUCCCAUAAAGCACUGCAACUGUGAUAUUCUGCUCAAGAUGGAGCUGCACUAGGUGAGAAGCAGCAUGCACACAUAUGGCCCAAUCCCACCUCCGAGUUGCUGAAACGUUCUGCAUGUUUGGCAGAACACCGUCUUCCUGCAUAAGCAACGAUUCUCUCAGUAAAGCCAAACAAGGCCGGACAGAGAGGCCGACUGACCGACGCUCACCUCUAAAGCAUUAGGUCUCCACAGCUCGAACACCACACAUUAGUGAACUAAGUUCUUAGAAAAUUAAACAACACCAAACACACUUGUUAGAUAGACGAACGUAGAGAGCAGAGAACACGAAACACGUCUUUAUUAAAAUCUCUUUACUGCUGUUUUUGCAACUUCCUGGCCAGCCUUUAAUGUUAGAUGUAUUGCUUUCAUUAUGUGUCGUAAACACACAUAUUGUCCUGCUAUGAGAGACGGGGACUUGUUAAAGAGCAAACCCGUCACUCUCAUUGUCUUGAGAGGUUCCGCCUCUGUCUUGACUCUUAUUUGUAGUACAAUUCUUAAACCUCUACCUUGGACCACCCCAACCCUCCUUACAUGGUAUCAAGAAUUGUGAUUUACAGAUCCAGCUUUUCCUUGAUCAGUCAAGGCUGUUUCUAAGGCCUGAAAGUUCUGAAUAGCACACUAGUUCCUGUUUUUACCUCCCCUCUAGCUCAAAGGGGGAGUAAAAACCUGUGCAGGUUUCUUCCAGCAGGUGUCCAGUCCACACAAACCGCAGACCUACUCGACGCCGGUUCAGAUCAGACCUCAAAAUGAAUUUAAUAUGUAGUAAAGAUUAGAUCUGAGCCUGUUAAGCAGGACAUUCUGAACUCAUUUGUUGGAUGGAAUAAUUCUUUUCUGAGAAUAGUUUACAAGUCAGAGAAGAUUUACAUCCUGCAAUAGUGUUGGUUCUGCAUUUACUCCUUCUCCCUCACAGGAAUAACAUUUUUAUGGUCAAAAUAUUUAGUCCAGUUGACAGAGGGCUGCUCUGGUUGCACACAAGAAAACUUCAAAAUAGGGGCGUGGGCAGGACUUUUGGAAUAUUUUGUUGUGUAUAGAAUGGUUUACUUGGUCCUGCUGUUUAUUAUUGGACAAAUGCAUUGUGGUUGUGAAAGGAGCAAGUAGCGUGUAAUAGAAAGGUUUGUCCGGAUUUGCCUCAUGUUGGCAUCAACCAAGCUGUGAGCACGUAGCAGCUUAGCUUUGGCCGUAUCUGUAGCUACCGUUGUUGCUGCCCAUCAGUUCUCAGCCUAUGUUAUCUUAAUGUAGCAGGCAGCCUCUCCUGUUAACGCCGUUCAAUAUCUUUAAGCUUGUUUUAUGAGAACAUGUUGGGAAUCUUUUCUUCUUGUUACAGAGUGAACUCUCUUCUAUGCAACUGAUAACUGACGCUUCUGACACACUGUUUCCUUUCUUGGCAGGUGUGCUGGCUUGUUGAAAACUAGAUUAUGUAAGUCCAAAUGGGAGGAAAUGAAGGAGAUUUUGCAGGAGAUAGAUUCCUUCUAGAUGUGUUUGUCACCUGUUAUGCACUCCUGUUCUGAAUAAGGCAAGUGGAUGGGAAUCAAGGGUGUGGAAUUCACUGUGUCCCACUGCACCAUCUCGAGUUUUUGGUUUGUUUUGGAUUUUUGUUUGUGUUUUACUUCCAAUAUUUAGGGAUCAACUGAUGCUGAGUUCCCCCUAAUGGUAAGAUUAUUAUUAUUAGUAGUAGUUUUAUACCAAUAAAUCAGAAAGUAAUGGAUGUAGUCACUUCCCAGUGUCCUGCAUGCAGAGUUGAAUAAAAGUCUGCAGUUUCUCAAUGGAUUAGGUGGAAUUAUAGGGUCAUAGGUCAUAUUUGAGUUGCACUUGUGUUGAUUAUGCUGCAUACAAGGCCUGUGAGAGCUGUGGGGCUCAUGUGACAGAAUUUGCUGACAUUUCCCCCCCCCCAAAAAAAAUGGGGAAAAAAUGUGUGAAGAUUGGACUAACGUGGUGUUUAUAUUAAAUAUGCUACAGUGUUCGCUAUAUAGUAAGGCGAUGCUGGAGACUUCAUGUCUUCUGAAACCAAAGGCAGAUAGAGUGGUGCGACGGGUGUUAAGACAGGAAGCCGAGCAUCAGCACUAGACAUUUCUUUUCUUUGUUUUUUUUUCUUUGUUUUUCUUGGCCAGCAUUUCUGUUCCUUUCUGCAGACGUGGAGCUGGACUCUCACUGAAGAAAGAGGGAACCAGUAGCAGAUCUUUGUGAUUCAGAGCACUGGCCAAUCAGAUCUCAGCUUUAUACUCUGAUUUAAACCCAACCAAAUACUCGAUGGUGUUUAGUACUGUAGCUAUCUGUUCACCUGUUUCCACGGUGGUUGUAAGUCUGCUGAGUCCCGACAGGUGUAGUUUUUUGGCAAUCUCCAUUCUCAACUGUGUAGAUGUUUCAUUUAAAUUUGUGUUGAUAUGCAAUCAUUUGUGUGUGUGUGUAAUCCACAAAUCAGUCAGACCUGCACUUAGAGGUCAAUUAUUUGUAGACAACUGAAUUGCUUUUUUUGUUCUCUUUUUUUCAUAGGAUGAAAAUGUUUAUUUACAUCUAGGGUCCAUUUGUUCUUGUUUUAGAUUUAGGCUGAGUUUAGACUUUUUUUUGGCUGAGCUCCAAUGCAACUUUUGAUGUGGAUUAUAGGUUUUCCGACUCGGGAAUAAAAAUAGGUUUAAUCUAAAUCGGCAACAGACCUGUCAAAGCAUUGAAUCUAAUAGUUUUUCACUCCAGCUGAAUAAAAUGAUUGCAAUUUGGAGAAAAGGUGUUAAAAUAUUUCACCGCUGUUAAAAUGCUGCCUUGAUUGUAAGUAUGGUUAAACUCAAAAUGAUUCAAACCUCUGGCAGGUUCAAAUUAAAAAUGAUUUUCUUUUAAGUGUGUUUGAUAGGAAAUGAGACAGACGUCUCUGAGGAUAAUAAAGGAUGUAAGAGGAUAAACAACUUUGAAAAAAAGUUGUUUUUACUUAAAAUGAUGUAAAAUGAUUUGCUGUAUAUCCUAUUAGAAUAAGGCAUUACAGCAGUCAAACCCUUCUCACUGUUCAGCCGCUUUUUGGGUGUUGUCCUUUUUAACGAUUUAAAAUUUUAACGAUUUAUCCAAAUCUCUUACCUUCAGCUGCCAGCGGUAUGAAUAAUUUUGGGUUUAACUGUAUGUACUCAAACCAAUUAAAUCUGUAACCUUUUGAUGUCGUGAUGAACAUAUAGGGCAUGUUGACUUUACUUCAUAUAAUGAAUGUUUUUGCAUUCUGCUGUCGUAUUUAUUGCUAUGAUGUGUUGUGUAUUUUCCAACCCGGGGCAUGCAGAAGAGUCCAUCUUUUAUUAUUCUUUAUUACGGAAGACAUUAGAAUUUGUAAACUUCUAGCAUAAAGCCUCUCCCCUAAAGAAAAUCUUUUUUUCCUCCAACUCUAAUUUUCUGAAUGAGGGACCUGGCUGGAUUGAGCAAAUCCGGCAACCUCUGGUUUUCAUCUCAGCUCUAUUCUUUGCUGUAGUUGCUGCAUCAUCAGAAAUAAACUCUUUUCAGCACA